CCCUCAGCUCUCAUUCUGCAGCCGCUGACCGGAUCAGACGCGUCUCACCCUCCUCUGGCCUUCCCUCUAACCUGACUUUAUAACCAAACAGAAAUCAUCAUGGGUAACGUCCAGCCUACCAUCGUCCCUUACGAGCAGUUUGAUGUAACAGCCGAUAUCAAGGCCCUGAGACAAGCCUGCAAAGGCUUAGGGACGGAUGAGGCAGCCAUCGUUGAGAUCCUGGCCAACCGCUCGGCUGCCCAGCGGACGGAGAUCAAACAGGCCUACUUUGAAAAGUAUGACGACGAGCUGGAGGAGGUUUUGCGUGGCGAGCUGACCGGGAGCUUUGAGAAGGCCAUCGUGGCCAUGCUGGACCCCCCUCACGUGUACGCCGCCAAGCAGCUACGGCAGGCGGUACAGGGGGUGGGGACGGACGAGGCUGUGCUGGUGGAGAUCCUGUGUACCGCCAGCAACCAGGAUAUCGUGAGUUACAAGGAGGCCUACGCCCAGCUGCAUGAGUGUGAGCUGGAGGCGGACAUCGAGGGGGACACCAGUGGGGAUGUGAGGAACCUGCUCAUCGCACUGCUGCAGGCGGGCAGGGAGGAGGGCUAUGAGGUGGACGAGGACCUGGCAGAACAAGACGCACAGUCUAUGUUUGAGGCGGGAGAGGGCCGGUUUGGCACCGACGAGUCCACCUUCACCAACGUCCUGGCCCAGAGGAACUACCUGCAGCUGCAGGCCACCUUCAAGGUGUACGAGAAGCUCUCAGGAACGGACAUCUUGGACACCAUAACGAGCGAGGCAACAGGCACCCUGCAGGACUGCUACGUCACCCUGGUGAGGUGUGCUAAGAACCCUCAGCUGUUCUUCGCGCGGCGCCUAAACGCGGCCAUGAAGGGCGCCGGGACGGACGAGGACACGCUGAUACGCAUCGUGGUUGGCCGCUCUGAGGUUGACCUGGAGACCAUCAAGGACAUGUACCUGGAGAAGUACGACGUCACGCUGAAGGACGCUCUGGACUCGGAGUGCGGCGGGGACUUCAAACGCCUGCUGAUGGAGAUCCUGCACUAAGCUAACGAGCUAACAUGCUAACUGUUCCGCCCUCCUCUGAACCGGACCUGAGAGGGGCUUUACGGCCCCACGGUUCAGCUUCGCUGCGCUCUCAUUUUGUCUGAUUCGCCUCCUUCUCCCUUGUCUGUGCUAUCUACUGUCACUUGCUCUUUCCUUUUAUUUGCCCUUAUUGAUGGUCUGAUGCCCCUCAACUAAUCCUUCUCAAUACAUCUGGCUUCAUUUACAGUCUGACCAUCUGUAUUUAUCCAGCACUAGUUUGGCCAUGAUACAGUCUAUAUAUUACACUAUAACACAUAAUAUAACAUGGCCCUUGCAUUAUUGUACAUUACACAGAACAAUUACAAAGCUUAAACGCUUGAGUUUAUGCACCCUUUAUAACUGGGCUGGUAGUAUACUCCAGUUCUGUGUAUCGGUGCUUGUAUGAAUCAGUAUUACUGACAUGUAAAGGGAUAAUGUGCGAUAUAAGACGCAGUCCAGUCGUUGUAUUGUGGCAUAUAACGUAGCCAAAUGAUGCUUCUGAAGGCCUGAUGCGUCUCAGGAAUAAAAUAAAAGAGAAUAGCUCUUGUCUA
This is a messenger RNA of Gadus morhua (Atlantic cod), 1619 nucleotides long. Its product is annotated as annexin A13. Lineage: Eukaryota; Metazoa; Chordata; Actinopteri; Gadiformes; Gadidae. The record is from RefSeq and is a predicted model, not a curated record. The transcript is spliced from 11 exons. Gene Ontology annotation, molecular function: calcium-dependent phospholipid binding; phosphatidylserine binding; calcium ion binding. Gene Ontology annotation, cellular component: cytoplasm; nucleus; vesicle membrane. Bases 100 to 1050 code for a protein of 316 amino acids.